AUGAUGUUGAUGUUGUGGGGUGGACUCUUCAAGCAAAAAUUCUCCCGGGAGCUGGACCGAGCGUUGGAUGCCAAGAUAUCCCACAACAUAGAAGGAACAUGGGGUGUCCCGCUCAAGGCGAUCCGCACCUUCCUUUACCACCUUGCUGGUUUUGGCCUCAAACUCGACCGCGCAGCCAUGAAGAUCUACCAUGUCGGUCACGCUUUAGGCACGGUCCAAGACAACCUCCGACGUGUUCUCCCUUCCCUCCAGACCCACGCACUUGUGAUACUGGCGGAUGAAACACUCUCCCACGCCAUGAUCGCCUCCCCCUCAGCGAAUGGCUCCACCCUCACGGACGCCAGCGGGAUCUACUCGAUUGAAAAACCACUGGCUUCAACCAAGUGA
Molecule: messenger RNA, 387 nt
Organism: Aphanomyces astaci
Lineage: Eukaryota; Oomycota; Saprolegniomycetes; Saprolegniales; Verrucalvaceae
Exons: 2
Coding region: 1-387 (128 amino acids)
Source: RefSeq, a predicted model, not a curated record